GGAUUUGGGAACAUCCUGAAGAAGAAAGAAAACAACAAAGGCAAAGGCAGUCGAGCCAGAUCGCAAACGGCAAACCGCCACUGGUUCACUCAUGGCUUCCGCAAUCUCAACUCCAACUUCAUCUCUCUGGUCCUCCGCUUCUUCUUCUACCUCUCCUCAAUCAAGCAGCCGCCUCACUCUGUGUACCCUUUCCAACUAUUCCAUUUCAGUCUCCCGGAGUUCAAGAAUUCAGCUCCACAAAUGGGCACCUCACUUGGGCAUCACCCCAUUCUCUUCCUGGGAAGGCCUAAAGCAAUCCGGCAUUUCAAGCCCUCUAAUUUCUAUAAAAAUCGAAAGAAGAAGAAAAUGUAAAGGGAAAGGUGUUUAUGCGUCUCUCUUUGGAGUUGGAGCCCCUGAGGCUCUAGUUAUUGGAGUGGUUGCUUUGUUGGUGUUUGGUCCCAAGGGUCUUGCUGAGGUUGCUCGUAAUUUGGGGAAAACGCUACGGGAAUUCCAGCCUACAAUUAAAGAGCUUCAGGAAGUCUCGAGGGAAUUCAAGAGCACACUUGAAAGGGAAAUUGGUCUUGAUGACAUAAAAGAUUUAAAUCAAAGCACUUUCAGAUCUGAUAAAGCUACAGCAACCGCAAGCCCCUCACCGAGUGCAAGCUCUGAGGAUUCACUGAUUAAGACAGACCCUAAUGGUUCUCCAUCACCAAGUGUAGAAUCAAUUGAUGAUAAGUUGAAAGCUGUAGAAGAACAGUCAACUGAAACAGUGUCUUCUGUCGAAAAUCAACCAGAAUCGCAGACUAAGACAGAAGAUGAUUCUUCAUCCCCAAGAGCAUACUCGAGUGAAGAAUACUUAAAAAUCACCGAAGAGCAGCUGAAAGCAGCUGGUGCUCAAGAGAAAAGUGAAACAACAUACCCCGACGAAAUCCAGUCUGAACCCCAAAGUCAGUCAGACUCCCUUCAAGAAGCUGCUUCAGUGUCUCCGCUACCUCAGAAGCCUGAAAGCGAGACUUAGUAAAGGUAACUCUAGUAGCGAACUCUGCUAUCAAGUGUGGUAGGACUGUUCUUAUUCCCGAAUCCCGAGUAGCAAAGCGCAUACACAGACAAAUUUUGCAAAUUAGAGACAUGGAGAGAUUUCAGGACUUACCCUUUGCCUAAACUGCAAUAUACUACGUACUUGUUUACAUUGUUUAAGACUUGUUGUGCAUGCAAAGCGUGAUUUGCCUUGAUUUGUUGGGUGUUGAACUCCCAUUCUUAAAUUGCUGGUUUUUGAGCUCUAA
Molecule: messenger RNA, 1262 nt
Organism: Ipomoea triloba (trilobed morning glory)
Lineage: Eukaryota; Viridiplantae; Streptophyta; Magnoliopsida; Solanales; Convolvulaceae
Product: sec-independent protein translocase protein TATB, chloroplastic
Exons: 6
Coding region: 92-997 (301 amino acids)
Biological process (GO): protein transport by the Tat complex
Cellular component (GO): membrane
Source: RefSeq, a predicted model, not a curated record